Molecule: messenger RNA, 3168 nt
Organism: Hemibagrus wyckioides
Lineage: Eukaryota; Metazoa; Chordata; Actinopteri; Siluriformes; Bagridae
Gene: zfyve27
Product: zinc finger, FYVE domain containing 27
Exons: 14
Coding region: 228-1532 (434 amino acids)
Biological process (GO): vesicle-mediated transport; protein localization to plasma membrane; endoplasmic reticulum tubular network formation
Cellular component (GO): endoplasmic reticulum tubular network; growth cone membrane
Molecular function (GO): metal ion binding
Source: RefSeq, a predicted model, not a curated record
CUGGUCUCGGCGAUCGACACUGAUAGCCUGCGCUACGCGGAAGUAGUUUGGAAUGAACCGUUGUUUACUCCGGUUUUUAAGUGGAUUUGAGAGAUAUUUUGGAGCUCCUCGGAGACUUUUGGAUGGCGGUGGAUGUGUUUAAGUCUCACACACUGCGCUGUGGAGCGUGAGAAACACGAGGGAAGUCACUCCAGCACUGAUUGAACGGAUACCUGUGAGCGACUGUGAUGAUGCAGGCCAGCAGUCAGGAGGCUCCGCCCACCGCAGGAGAGCGGACAGAGUCGAGCCGGAUGUCCAGUAAAGACACAUCAUCCCUGGACAGCACGUCUGACCUGGGUGGCUCUCGAACCGUGACCUUUGACCUAUUCAGUAUGGUGGUCUCCUACAAGCGCAUGGCCAUCUUCCUGGAACCGGUCACUGAUGUGGUGGAGGUGCUGCGCUACUUACUAGGGUGGAGAAUGCCUUUGUGUUCUCUCUUCUGCUGCAUCCUACUGAACGUCCUCUUCAUCACACUGAGUGAAGUGGUCUGGUUCUCUCUCCUCCUGAUGGCAGUCUCUGUCCCUGCUGUGCUGGGUUACCUUGGUGACUGUUGCCAGGGCGAUGCCAGCGACACGGCCGUGGAGAAAAAGAGACACCACGCAGUGCAGCGCAGAGAGCUGCAGACCGUCUGCAUGAGCCGCCAGGAAGCCAUGAUGGAGGUUAAGGGCCUAUUAAAGCGGCUGGAUGAGUUCCUGACUCAGGCGUGUUUGUACACAGAGUCUGUGUAUAAGGUCUUGUACUGGGAGAGUCACACAGCCUCUUCUGCGUUUUACGGCUUCCUCCUGAUGACGGUGUGCUUGAUGUACAUGGCUCCUGUGGGCUGGAGUCUGUCUCUCAUCAACAGCACCCUCUUCAUCUGGAACAAAGACUUCUGCAGGGUUGUGUUGCAGCUGAAGGACUUGUUCCGCUCGUCUCCGGUCCAGCCUGCAGAAGGAGAGACAGAAAAGAGCGACCCAGACCCAAGCCACCUGUCAGACCGAACCCCUACUCCCACCAGCCUGGAGGAUCUUUCACCAGGAAGUGUGGAGGAAGCCGAGGAGGCGGAGCCUGACGAUGAGUUUAGGGACGCCAUAGAGGAGAACCAGCUGGUCCUGCAGGUGUGGCCUGCAGUCUAUGGGCUGACCAAAGCCCUGUGGAGACGAAUUAUUCAUAAGGAUGAGGAGGAUGUGUCGGUGGGCGGAGCUGAUUACGACUCCGUGUCUGAUAACGGUUUAUUGAGCAGGAACGAGCCGAUACGCAGCCGUGUGUCCAAGCUCACCGAGAAACUCCGCAAGCGUGUGCCCACCAACCCCACUGGUAACUGUUCCAGCUGUGCCGCAGCGUUCUCUGUGUUAAAGAAGAGGCGUUCCUGCUCUAACUGUGGUGUGAGUUUGUGUUCUCGCUGCUGCUCCUACAAAGUGUUCAAGUCCAGUAUGGGAGCUACAGCUCCAGAGGCUCAGAGAGAGACUGUGUUCGUGUGCGCUCCGUGCAACAACUUUCUAAGUGUGAAGUAGCCAUCCCAUAAUACUCCAUUCCAGCACAUUCUGGGCGUGUGGGUGGAGCUGUGCGUUUUCUCGUCAGGUUCUCGUCUCAUAGUCGUGCUGCACUGCAGCUGGGAAUCCUGCUUCCUGCCUGGUGUCUCCCUCCUUCCCCGUGCUUCCUGUCCGGUGUUCCUGUUUUCUGCUCGACGGUGAAUCGGCCCAGUCGGGAGUGAAGCUCAGUCUGAGACCUAAAUCAUAUCAGAUAUGUGGUGAUGGAGCUGCUGUAGCUAUUCCUGAUAUUCCUGGGGCUUUUUCAUUUGGCAGGUCAUGUGACCUCAACGUCAUCCUGCUCUGCACGUCUAAAUCUGUCGCUUAUUUUUAAAAAUAAUCACCUGAUACAUCCGUCGCCAUAGCGACGUGUUCCAGAAUCCUCGCUUGCGUGUCUUCCUUUGACAUCCGCUUCUAAAGAAAAUGAUCAGUUGCUCCGUCUCAGAGAGGCGACCAAUCGGGUCGAUGUCAGAAGGAGCCGAUCUGUCGCCUCUCUGAGACCGUGUCCAGGAAUCGGUCAGGCUCUGAAAGGUCAUGAACACUACCCAACCCCCCACCCCCGCCCAACACACACACACAAACACACACACUACCACCACCGUUCUGACAUCAUCUGUCGGAAUACUCUGUGGUGUUAAAGACACGUCCUGACGAUCUACCAGUCUGAGAGCCACCAUUACAUCAUGACUCCUCAGAAUUUUAUAAUAUUAAUAAUAAUAAUAACCCACAUUGUGAGUUCUUCUGACCUGGAGAACAUAUUUUACCCUCCGAAACUCUCAAAUCCUUUCAUUUCUGUAGACGCUGAAACUUCAACGGCAGGACAAGCCCCGGCUGAUUUUAGUUCUUUAUUCUGAUUGUGUCACUGCUCAAUUUAUAUAUCUCUCUCUCUCUCCCAGAGUUUCAACGUCGAUGGUUCGUAUAUCAAAUACUCUGAAAACAUAUGCUGAAAGUCAGUGGCUGGUUUGCAGUUAUUGUUGUCAUUGUUGUUGCUACGGCGAUAAAAAUAACCCCGCCCAUUUCCAUUCCUUCGGUGAGAACAGUUCCUUCACCCUUCUGUCGGCAAAAAGGUGUUCGAUUCUGACGGCUAGAGAUUUCCUUAUUUAUUUAUGUAUGUAAAUCUGCUUUAUCUCAAGAAUAUCUGGAGGUGUUUAUUUUCUUUUGCUAUUUGAGCACAUCUGUGUCACUGCAAGACGUCACGUCACCACGCCCACCGUUUACUUGCUGUAGUUUUCUUUUAUUUUUAUCAUCUUAAUCAAGCGCUCACAGGAUCGGCUGUCAAUCGUUCUCACGGCCCCCGUGAAGGUGACGACUCGUCAGACUGCCUUCAUCUAACGGUUUCCUCUGCCUCAAGGAUUUCCAAUCUGGUUUCUUCUUCUUCUUGUUGUUCAUAUCACUCUUUUAUUCAGACGUAUGGAAAAGGGGUUGAAAGAGAGACAGAUGACUGCGGUUCUGUUUUCUCCUUUAUCGUGCUUGAUUUUAUCGUUUUUUUUUAAAGAUGAACUGAAUGUAAGAUGUUUCUAUAUUUUAACUGUAUGAUCUCUGUACUGUAAGAUUUCUGUAUUAAAGCUGACUCGGUCACAGCCUGGAGCUCCAGUUCAAUAAAACGCAGCUAGAGAAAUAA